AUGGCGCACGUAAAUGACGCAAUUAAUCUAGUUGACGAAGACUGCUUCCCCUACCAAGCCAAAUUCACUCACUGCCCAUUCAAGAAGCGUGGUAACCUCCUCACCGACCGCUGCACUCCCGUGGUACCUCAACGCACUUCCAGAUACAAGGUCGGCCCUCCCGGCAGACUGGUGAAGGAACACGAUAUCAUGUUUGAUAUUAUGCAGUCAGGUCCUGUGCAAGCUGUCAUGACCGUCUACCAAGACUUCUUCCACUACCAGGACGGUGUGUACCGCCGCUCUCACUUCGGUAACAACGAGCUGAAGGGGCUUCACAGCGUCAGAAUCGUCGGCUGGGGCGAGGAAAACGGAGACAAAUACUGGAUUGUCGCCAACAGUUGGGGCACAGCUUGGGGCGAAGAUGGUUACUUCCGCAUCGCGAGAGGUGAAAACGAAUCCGGCAUCGAGUCGUUCGUUGUGACUGUCUUGAGUGACGUCACAGAGGCUUACCUGCGCAAAUAACAUCCGACCCAUCUGGUAACCCCGGUUUGUGUAACCACACGAUUAGUGAAUACUAAAUGGGGUAUCUUAUUACUAAAUGGUACUAAGAAUUUUGGUCAGCGAAGGUAGUUUUUGGAUGAGAAUUGGUAGAUUAUUG
This is a messenger RNA of Spodoptera exigua (beet armyworm), 637 nucleotides long. The record is from the annotation of a GenBank genome assembly. NCBI's taxonomy places the organism in Eukaryota, Metazoa, Arthropoda, Insecta, Lepidoptera, Noctuidae.